Messenger RNA from Anastrepha obliqua, 668 nucleotides. RefSeq lists its product as uncharacterized. Lineage: Eukaryota; Metazoa; Arthropoda; Insecta; Diptera; Tephritidae. The transcript is spliced from 2 exons. Bases 1 to 600 code for a protein of 199 amino acids. The record is from RefSeq and is a predicted model, not a curated record.
AUGGCAGAAGAAAAGAAGUGGACACAUGAACGCAAAAAGUUAUUAAUUACGACAAGACUUCGCCAUGAAGCUGAUUUUAGUGGCAAAAAAAAGAAACGAAAUACCAUUUGGGAAACUAUAUGGCGAGAAAUUAAAGAUGUGGAAAGCUCUUUUCCCUUUUCCAGAGACGAUAUAACUAGAUGUUUCUUAAACAUCAUGGGAACCUAUAAACGCAUCAAAAAAAGAAACAAUACAUCUGGUGAAGCUCCAUCAAACUGGGAAUACUUUGACGAAAUAGAUAAAGUUUUUGGGAGCCGUAGCAGCAUUAAUGUGCCAUUAGAAAUGACUGAUUAUUCUUUCGAAGAAAUAACUAUAAACCCAACGAUUUCUUCUCCGGUUUCUUUAACAAGUGAAGAAGACUUAGCGCCCACAACAUCAAGGAAAAGAAAGAAAAAUGACGUGAUUGAAUUUUUGGAAAAAGAAUCGGAAAAGGAUGGUGAGGUUUUGGAUAAGUUGCUUAAACUUGAAAACGAAAAGCUAGAAGUCGAAAAAGAAAAACUUGCUGAACUGAAAGAACUUCGUGCCUUAUUCGAAGCAAUAGGAGAGAAAAACCGUGAUUGAUCCCUAAAUCAAUAAAAAAUCAGAGUGUUUUAAUUAUAAAAUGUUUUUAUUAUAAGCGCUAAGCUACC